GGCAACCCGCUCUGAUCCCCUUCCACGCCGUGAAAGCUUUGUUCUUUCACUCUGCAAUAACUCUUGCUACUGCUCACUCUUUGGGUCCACACUGCUUUUAUGAGCUGUAACACUCACCGCGAAGGCCUGCAGCUUCACUCCUGAAGCCAGGGAGACCACGAGCCCACCGGGAGAAAACAACAACUCCAGACGUGCCGCCUUAAGAGCUGUAACACUCACCGCGAAGGUCUGCAGCUUCACUCCUGAAGCCAGGGAGACCACAAGCCCACCGGGAGGAAAGAACAACUCCAGACGCGCCGCCUUAAGAGCUGUAACACUCACCGCGAAGGUCUGCAGCUUCACUCCUGAAGCCAGGGAGACCACGAGCCCACCGGGAGGAAAGAACAACUCCAGACGCGCCACCUUAAGAGCUGUAACACUCACCGCGAAGGUCUGCAGCUUCACUCCUGAAGCCAGGGAGACCACGAGCCCACCGGGAGGAAAGAACAACUCCAGACGCGCCACCUUAAGAGCUGUAACACUCACCGCGAAGGUCUGCAGCUUCACUCCUGAAGCCAGCGAGACCACGAGCCCACCGGGAGGAAUGAACAACUCCAGACGCGCCGCUUUAAGAGCUCUAACACUCACCGCGAAGGUCUGCAGUUUCACUCCUGAGCCAGCGAGACCACGAACCCACCAGAAGGAAGAAACUCCGAGCACAUCCGAACAUCAGAAGGAACAAACUCCAGACGCGCCACCUUAAUAUCUGUAACACUCACCGCGAGGGUCCCCGGCUUCAUUCUUGGAGUCAGUGAGACCAAGAACCCACCAAUUCCGGACACAUUAGUACAGGUCUUUGAAUAAAUUUUGCUUCUAACAGAAGUUACUAUUUAUUCCUAAUUAGAUGGGCAGGAAAGUCUUUGAAGAGGAACCUCUACUUUACUUUUUACAGUAGAGAGAGUAGUCUUUGAUCUUGGGGAGUUGGGGUUUUUCCUUUUGGUUUAGCUUCAGGAAGUUUGUGUUAAUUGGCCUUAGGUUCCCUGCCCCCAGCCCCAGGUGUUUUUCCUUUAACUUUAGGAAAUUAUCACGAAUUGGCCUUAGAUUCCCCGACCCCAGAUCUUGGUGUUUUCACUUUUAGGAAGUCCGCAUGAAUCUUAUCUAUGCUCUUAUCUACGUCCUAAUUUUUGUGUUUUUUGUCUUUUUUAUAGGAAUAGGGUUUUGCCAUGUUGCCCAGGCUGGUCUCAAACUCCUGAGCUCAAGUGGUCUGCCUCCUCAGCCUCCCAAAGUGCUGGGAUCACUGGCGUGAGCCAUCAGGCCCAGCCUCUAUGUGCUAAUUUUUGAACAAAUUCCAAUAGGAGCAUUCUAGUCUCUGAGUGUGAGAUGACCAAAAAUCAAGUCCUUGUGAGGCUGAAUAGAGUCGGGAGGCAGGGAACUUAAGGCUGUUUCAGGCCGACUUCCUAGAACUAAAUUGAAAGGAAAACCCUCACUUUCCUCGCCUAAGUAACAAAAGGACCAGAGGCUACUACUCCCUUUGACCUUUUCUGCCGGCAGAUAGGAAAUUGGCUGUCUGCAACAAAUCAGACUGAUGGCCGGUUGAGCCUUCAUUUGCAUAGAAGUGUAACUUUGUAACUUCACCCUAGCCUUUGAUUGGUUGCUUUUUGCAACCAAUCAGAUGUUUGCACAGGAGUGUGACCUUUGUAACUUCAGACUCUGGUUGGCUGCUUUCUGCAGCCAAUCAGACUGAACGCGGGCUACCGCUUCAUUUACAGAAGGUGAGCGUGAAGUGGCCAAUGGGAAAAUUCUAGGAGGUAUUGGGACUCAUGAAGAUUCUGUAUCAGAGCCCUUGAGCUGCCGCUUGGCCAGUUCCCACACUGGAGUAUGCUUUCGUUUUCAACAAAUCCCAGCUCUUGUUCUUUUGUUGCUUCAUUCUUUCUUUGCUUUGCUGGGCGUUUUGUCUAAUUCUUUGUUCAAAACGCCAGUAAUCUGGACAGCACGCAGUCAAGACCCCCUACCGGUGACACUUGCGCUCUUCGGGGAGGUAAACAGCAUUUCCUCUCAGCUCUGGGUUGGAAAAAGCCGCAGCAGCUGAUGGGCCCGGGAACCCGAGGCCCCGCCCCCUAGGUGGUCCUAGCCUCUGCGCGUGCGCGGCGUGUCUGCGUGGCCGCAUGCGCAUAACGGCCACCAUCUUAACCGCGCGCUCCCGCUGGCGUCUGAGAAGGAACAGUAUCUCUGCCUUCCUGUUCACGGUGACCUUCGCUUGGUGUCCUCCUGGCCUGAGCAACCUGACAAUUCUGUCGUGUCCCGACGGAGUCUGUCUGUCCCAGGCUGGAGUGCAGUGGUGUGAUCUCAGCUCACUGCAACCUUUGCCUCCUGCGUUCAAGCGAUUCUCCUGACUCAGCCUCCCAAGUAGCUGGAAUUACAGGCAUGUGCCACCACGCCCGGCUAAUUGUAUUUUUAGUAGAGACAGGGUUUCACCAUGUUGGCCAGGCUCUCGAACUCCUGACCUCGUGAUCUGCCGGCCUUGGCCUCCCAAAGUACUGCGUGAACCACCAUGCCCCGCCAUUCACCUGAAUUUUUAAAAAUAAAAUUUUGGCCUUUGAAGAUUUCAGGAGCAUUAUCUAGUAAAAUGCUGCCGUUCUUAUGCAAUGAUGUUUUCCUGUGAUUUUAUUUGAUUUACCUAUGUCCUGUAUUUCUUGUAAAGUGGAUGUUGGUGUUACAGUGGUACUGUCUAAUACAAAUAUAAUGCAAGGCACGGAUGUAAUUUUUAAAAAUUUUAGUAGCCAAAUUAGAAAAUGUUAAAUGUAUGUGUGAUAUCAUUUUUAAUAUAUUAAAAAUGCAGCAUAUCCAGUUAUCAAUAUAAGUUUUUGAAAUUAGUGACUAAUGUAGUCAGUAUAAAAGUGAGACAUUUCACACUUCUUUUGUACUAAGUCUUUGGAAUCCUGCACGUAUUUUACACUUACAGCUAAUUUUCAUUGGAAAUUCUUGAUCUGUAUUUAGAGUUUAUAAAAUUAACUAUUGAAAAAGUAGAUUAACAAACCCAGGUUGUUCCAAACAUACUUAAAAGUUUUUCAAUAACAAUUUUAUUUUUAAAGUUGAAUUAAAAGUAAGUAAAAUUAAGAAUUCAUUUCCUCAGUUGCACUAGCCACAUGGGGCUAGUGGCUGUUGAGUUAGACUGGCCAGAUCCAAGGCUUCCAUUUUCUAGGUAAUGUACUGGGCUUCACAUUUUAUCCUAUCAGUAGUCACAUACUACAAGUUUGUUAGUGAUGCUAAGCAUUUGGUCAAGGUACUCAUCUCUGUAUAGUCAAGUUUUUCUUAUAGUAAUCUAUAAGUGAUACUUUGGCCACAGGGGAAUAUUCUGUUCCCCAACAGCCUUUCACCCAGUGGUUUUUUUGGCUUGUUUUUGUUUUGUUUUGUUUUUGUUUUUUGUUUGUUUGUUUUUUUUUGACGGAGUCUCACUCUGCCGCCCAGGCUGGAGUACAGUGGCGUGAUCUUGGCUCACUGCAACCUCUGCCUCCCUGGUUCAAGUGAUUCUCCUGUCUCAGCCUUCUGGGUAACUGGGAUUAGAGAUGUGGUUCACCACGCCUGGCUAAUUUUUGUAAUUUUAGUAGAGAAGGGGUUUCACCCAUGUUGGUCAGGCUGGUCUGGAACUCUUGACAGGUGAUCCUCCCGCCUCGGCCUCCCAAAGUGCUGGAAUUACAGGCAUGAGCCACCGCGCCUGGCCUCACCCAGUGGCUUUAACAUCACUCAGGUAUCUUCUCCUGAACCUGUUUUUACAUUAAGAGGUUAACAAUUUUUUUUUCCUAGUUCUGCCGUUCUUCCUCCAUUCUUUAGCUGACAGUCUUAGGUGAAGAGGAGCUUUCUUUCACCACUUUCACUGCCCUCUAUACUUUUUUUCUUUUUUGGAAUGUCACAACUUAUUCUAAUUUUUUUUCUUUUCAUUCACUGUAUUAUGAUCAAUUCCUGUCAUUCGUAUUGAUGCUCAAACUGUCCCAAGUUUGACCAACGGUAAUUUUUAAAUUUGGCUCUGUGUCUUGUGACACAACUCUACUAAUCUGAGUGCAAAAUUAGACCCCAGUUCACUUUGUAUUUUCCUCUUACAGACCUGGAAUCAAUGAUUGCUCCAAAAAGUCAUGUUCCUUUUAGACACUAAGGUCUGUGUGAUAGGCCCACAGUGGACAUCUAUGGCUUUAUAGUGGACAUCUAGAAUAUGUAUUUUCUUACAUCAUACAUUUAUACUCAUAUUCCUAUUACAAACUUGAGGUUUUUUGUUUUUCCUUAUGUUUGUAUCUCUUAUCUCUUAUAAUAAAGACCUUGACUCCUAAUGACACUGAUAUAUUAUUUGUUAUAGCAACAUUACCAGAUGACUAGUAUUACUACCGUUACUUUAUUUAGUAUUGAGUUUCUUUGUAUUUCUUUUUGUCCUUACUAAGGAUAUAAAGUUCAAACAUUUGUGUGAACUCAGUUUUUUUCUCUGUGUGGUUAUGUUAUCAAUUUGACAUACUAUUAGGCUUGUUUGUCUUUUUUUUUUUUUUUUUUUUUUGAGACGGAGUUUUUGCUCUUGUCCAGGCUGGAGUGCAGUGGCGCAGUCUCGGCUCACUGCAACCUCCACCUCCCGGGUUCAAGUGAUUCUCCUGCUUCAGCCUGCUGAGUAGCUGGGAUUACAGGCUCCUGCCACCACACCUCACUAAUUUCUGUAUUUUAGUAGAGACGAGCUUUCACCAUGUUGGCUAGGCUGGUCUCAACUCCUGACCUCAGGUGAUCCACCUGCCUCAGCCUCCUAAAGUGCUGGGAUUACAGGCAUGAGCCACUGCGCCCGGCCUAAAUGCAUCAGCAUUUUGAUAGUCUCAGCGCAAAGUAGGGCUGUAUAAAGGGGUCAGCAUCCGUAUCUGGGUGCAAACAACACGGUGUCGCAUUUCCUUGGAAACACUAAAUUUGAGUAGAUGUGGAAUGUUGUGUCAGAAAUCUUUUCUUUGAAACUCAGCACCUGGGUUGUAAAUGGAUACUUCUUCUUGGUGUCAAAAUAUUACAUAAGCCCUCCAGGUGAAAGUGGGAUAUUUCAGUCUUUCUGAUAUUUCUUACUGAUACAAUUUCAAACAGCAAAUUUCUAAUAACUGAUUUUAGAGAACAAAGUUUCACAGUGUGUAAAAAAGCAACAGUAACUCAAAGAAAAAAGUCAUUAGAACUGCUUUGUUCCUUUUGUGGUGACUGUGCAGCUGUGUUUUUUUGUUUUUGGGCUAGGGGUUUGAAGUUUUAAACUUUUCUUUUUUAUUCCUGUGCUUACCCAAUACAGCUGUUUAAAAAUCAUAGUUUAUUAUUCCUGUUUCAUAAAUGGAAUGGCCUUGAGCAUAUGUGGUGCCAUAGUUUUUCAUUUCUUUUAUAUUUAUAUACAAUAUGAUUGAUUUUUGUAGUUAGUCUUUGUUUUUCAAGGGCACUAUUUUCUUAUUACUAUUUUGUCUGGAUGAUCUAGUCAUUGUUGAAAGUGGAAUAUUGAAGUCACCUACUGUUAUCAUAUUGCUUUUUCUUCUUUCAGAUCCAUUAAUAUUUGCUUUAUGUAUGAUGACCUCCCUAAAUAUAUUGGUGUAUAUGUACUUAAAACUUCUAUAUCCUUUUGAUAAAUUGGUCCGUUUAUUAUUAUAUGAUGACCUUUGUCUCUUGUCACAAUUUUUGUCUUAAAGUCUAUUUUGUGUGAUGUAAGAAUAGGGGCUCCUGCUGUCCUUUGGUUAUCAUUUGCAUGGAAUAUCUUUUUCUAACCCUUGACAUUUAGUCUGUGCCCCUUAAAAUUAAAACGAGUCUCUUGUAGCCAGGAGAUGGUUGGAUCUUGUUUAGUUUGUUUUGAGACAGUCUCACUCUGUUGCCCAGGCUAGAAUGCAGUGGCGUGAUCUUGGCCUACUGCAACCUCCGCCUCCCGGGUUCAAGCAAUUCUUCUGUCUCAGCCUCCUGAGUAGCUGGGACUACAGGUGCGCACCACCAUGCCUGGCUAAUUUUUGUAUUUUUAGUAGAAACGGGGUUUCACCAUAUUGGCAAGGCUGGUCUCGAACUCCUAACCUUGGCAUCUCCCCGUUCCCGCCUCCCAAAGUGCUGGGAUUACAGGUGUGAGCCACUGUGCCCCACCUGUUUGUUUGUUUUAACCAUAUUCAGCCAUUCUGUGUCUUUUCAUUGGGGAAUUUAAUCCAUUUAAAGUAAUUGUUGAUAGAUGAUGACUUGUUAUUACCAUUUACUUCAUUGUUUUCUGGCUGUUUUGUAGCUUUUAUUCCUGUCUUCUCUUGCAGUCUUCCUUUGUGAUUGAUGACUUUUUGAAUAUUCCAUUCUCCUGGUUUGCAAGGUUUCUGCUGAGAAAUCAAUGGGUAGUAUUAUGGAGAUUCCUUUGUAUGUAGUAAGUCAUUUUUCUCUUGCUGCUUUCAAAAUUGUCUCUUUGACUUUUGACAAGUUCACUAUAAUGUGUCUUAGUUUAGGUCUCUUUCAGUUGAACCUUUUUGGGGGCUUUGAGAUUCAUGAAUAUCGGUGCCUCUGUCUCCCUAGAUGUGGAAAAUUUAUAGCUAUUCUUUAUAUAGGCUUUCUACUCACUUCUCUCUCUGCUCCCUCUGUAACUUCUUUAAUGUUUCUGUUCACUUGGCAGAGUUCCACAGGUUCUUUAGGCUUUCUUCACUCUUUUUCAUUGUUUUUUCUUUUUGUUCCUCUGACUGACUAUAAUCUGUUUUUUAUUUUGUUGAUUCUUCUGUUUGAUGAUGUCUGCUCUUGGACCCCUCUAGUUAAUAUUUCAGUUCAGUUAUUGUACUCUUCAGCUCCAGUAUUUCUCUUUUGUUCUUUAUCAUUUCAAUCUCUGGGUUGAAUUUCUCACUUCAUUCAUGUAUUAUUUUCCUGACCUCCUAUAGUUAUGUAUCUCUGCUGUCAUUUAACUCACUGAUCUUUAAGAUGAUUGUUAUGACUUCCUUCUCAGGUUAUUCACAGGUCUCCAUUUCUUUUGGGUUGGCUACUGAAUAUUUGUUUUCUUUGUGUCAUAGUUUCUUCUUGAUUCUUCAUGCUAUUUGUAGGUUUGCUUUGCUGUCUGUGCACUGAAGUAGUAGGUAUUUCUCUCAGUCUUUAUGGCUUAGUCUUGACUGGGAAAGACAUUCAUCCAUUAGCAGUGCUCCAUAUGAGACAAGAUCAGGACUGACCCCUACAGAAGUAUACCAUAAGGUUGAUGACAAGCACACCUUCUCUUCUCUCUCUCUCCACAGAAAAGCCUCCGUUUGGGAUUUUUCUCAGUCAUACAGAGCAGAUGUAAGAGGAUAUCUGCCUCAUUUCUUUCUCAGAUGAUCAGCACCUCAGUAUGAGGCAAGAUGGCUACUGGCCCCUUGGAGAACCCUCUGAGAGGUCAGGAGGUCAAGUAGUCAAUCUCACUUCUUCCCAUGAAGAAAUAAUGUGCCACCAUGUCCAGCUAAUUCUUUAGUUUUCUGUAGAGAUGGGGUCUUGCUAUGUUGCUCAGGUGGGACGCAAAUGAUUCUCUUGCCUCGGCCUCCCCAAGUGCUGGGAUUACAGGUGUGAGCCACUACGCCUAGCUUCCUUUGGAAUUAUUUUUAACUUCAUUUUAAUUUUAAGGGGCACAGACUAAAUGUCAAGGGUUAGAAAAAGAUACUCCAUGCAAAUGAUAACCAAAGGACAGCAGGAGCCCCUAUUCUUACAUCACACAAAAUAGACUUUAAGACAAAAAUUGUGACAAGAGACAAAGGUCAUUAUAUAAUAAUAAAGAGACCAAUUUAUCAAAAAGAUAUAAAGUCAACGCAACUGAGCUGAGCUGGUUUUGGGGAAGGGCUGAUGAGGGCAGGAGUACAGUGGUGAGAUCACGGUUCACUGCAGCAUUGACCUCCCUAGGCUCAGGUGUUGCUCCCACCUCAGUCUUCUGAAUAGCUUGGACUAUAGAGAGAUGGCUAAUGAAUGGCGCUUGAUGACAGAUGAGUAAUGCCUGUUGUUUAAAGAUUGACGGUAUGAGGCAAGACUCCCACUACUACUUAAUCAAGAGGAAUUGAGAUUGACUUACCCGUAAGUUCAGACAGUGUCUUGAAGAGACUUUGGGAACAAGAUAUUCAGGCACAUUUCACUGUUAGAUUCACAGGAUGCUGGCCAUUGAUCUUUCCCUUUGUGAUCAUCUUUCUCAAGACAUUUUCUGUCUUCAUGAGUCAAAAUUUGAAGAGGAAAGGAUGGUGGCUGGGUGGUUGACAAAUUACUCUCAGGACUCAGUGACCUUUGAGGAUGUGGCUGUGGACUUCACCCAGGAGGAGUGGACUUUGCUGGAUCAAACUCAGAGAAACUUAUACAGAGAUGUGAUGCUGGAGAACUAUAAGAAUCUAGUUGCAGUAGAUUGGGAGAGUCAUAUUAAUACCAAAUGGUCAGCACCUCAGCAGAAUUUUUUGCAGGGGAAAACAUCCAGUGUGGUGGAAAUGGAGAGAAACCAUUUUGGAGAGGAACUGUUUGACUUUAACCAAUGUGAAAAAGCCUUGAGUGAACACUCAUGCCUUAAGACUCACGGGAGAACUUACUUUAGAAAGAAAACCUGUGAGUGUAAUCAAUGUGAAAAAGCCUUCAGAAAACCCUCUACCUUUACUUUACACAAGAAAACUGAUAUUGGAGAGGAACGUCCUAACUAUAAUCAAUGUGAAACAGCCUUCAGCCAACAUCUACAUCUUGUUUGCAAGAAUACUAGCCAAAAUCUACAUCUUGUUUGCAAGAAAACUCACACUCAAGAGAAACCAUAUAAAUGCAGUGACUGUGAAAAAGGCUUACCUUCCUCCUCACACCUCAGAGAAUGUGUAAGAAUUUAUGGUGGAGAGAGACCAUAUACUCAUAAGGAGUAUGUCAAAACCUUUUCUCAUUCUACAGCCCUUUUUGUACACAUGCAAACUCAAGAUGGAGAAAAAUUCUAUGAAUGUAAAGCAUGUGGAAAACCCUUCACUGAGUCUUCAUAUCUUACUCAACAUUUAAGAACUCAUAGUAGAGUGUUACCUAUAGAACAUGAGAAAUUUGGCAAAGCCUUUGCUUUUUCCCCAGAUCUUGCUAAACAUACAAGACUUAGAACUAGAGGAAAACACUACGUUUGUAAUGAAUGUCGCAAAGAAUUUACUUGUUUCUCAAAACUCAACAUUCACAUAAGGGUUCACACUGGAGAAAAACCAUAUGAGUGCAACAAAUGUGGGAAAGCCUUCACUGAUUCAUCAGGUCUUAUAAAACACAGGCGAACUCAUACUGGAGAAAAGCCUUAUGAAUGUAAGGAGUGUGGGAAAGCUUUCGCUAACUCUUCACAUCUUACUGUACAUAUGAGAACUCACACUGGUGAGAAGCCUUAUCAAUGUAAGGAAUGUGGAAAAGCCUUUAUUAAUUCCUCUUGCUUUAAAAGUCACAUGCAGACUCAUCCUGGUGUAAAACCCUAUGACUGUCAACAGUGUGGGAAAGCCUUCAUUCGAUCCUCAUUUCUUAUUCGACAUUUAAGAAGUCACAGUGCAGAAAGGCCUUUUGAAUGUGAGGAAUGUGGGAAAGCCUUUAGAUACUCCUCGCACCUUAGUCAACAUAAAAGAAUACAUACAGGGGAGAGGCCAUAUAAAUGUCAAAAGUGUGGGCAAGCCUUCAGUAUCUCAUCAGGCCUUACAGUACACAUGAGAACUCACACUGGUGAACGGCCCUUUGAAUGUCAGGAAUGUGGGAAAGCCUUUACUCGGUCCACAUAUCUUAUUCGACAUCUAAGAAGUCACAGUGUAGAGAAACCAUAUAAGGAAUGUGGGCAAACCUUUAGUAAUUCCUCAUGCCUUACUGAAUAUGUGUGAAUUGGGGCUGAUACUUGGAAAGAAUGUGGUAAAGCCACUACUUCCUCACACUUACUGAACAUGUACUCAUUCAUAGUGGCAAUGUACACAGUCAUAAGGAAUGUGGGAAGCCUUCCUUGGUGUCUCAGAUCUUAACAAUUCCAAUAGAAGAGAAGACAUAUGAACGUAAGGAAUGUGGGAAAAUCUUGGCUCCUUCCAUAGGCCUUACUAUUCAUGUGUCUGUGCAUCCUAGGAAACAAACUGAACAUAGGAAACCUGUCGAUGCUUACAUCUUAACUGAGUCUGUUUGAACUCAUGCUGGAGAGAAAUGCUAUGAAUGUGAGGAAGGUGGGAAAGCUUUCAUUAUUUUCCUCGGGCCUUACUGAGCUUGUGAGCACAUUGGAUGUAAAUGCACGUCCUCUGGCUGUAAGGAAUGUGUUGAAACCUUUCACUCUGCCUUAUACCUUAAUAUUCAGCUGUGAUCUCACAAGUGUGAAAAAUCUUAUGAAUGUAAAAUGUGUGGAGAUUCUUCUUUGUGUUUAGCUUCCACUUUGGGAACAUGUCAAAGCACACAUUGAGAAGUCCCAUGAGUGAAAGAGAUGUUGGAAAGCCCUUGAACUUGGUCGUUAGGAAACAUCCACACUGAAGAGGAACCUGACUGUAUGGAAGGUCAAAAAGGCUGUAUUAAUUUACAUGCAAAAAGUCACACUAGAGGAAUGCCAUAUCAGAAUGCUUUUGGUAAAUAUACAUGUUUUAAAGAGGUUAUAUAUUAUUAAUAAAAAUAUCUAGCUGGUAUGAA
Molecule: messenger RNA, 10551 nt
Organism: Gorilla gorilla gorilla (western lowland gorilla)
Lineage: Eukaryota; Metazoa; Chordata; Mammalia; Primates; Hominidae
Gene: ZNF559
Product: zinc finger protein 559
Exons: 9
Coding region: 8073-9773 (566 amino acids)
Biological process (GO): regulation of transcription by RNA polymerase II
Cellular component (GO): nucleus
Molecular function (GO): DNA-binding transcription factor activity, RNA polymerase II-specific; RNA polymerase II transcription regulatory region sequence-specific DNA binding
Source: RefSeq, a predicted model, not a curated record